Durusdinium trenchii is the source of this 494-nucleotide messenger RNA. The record is from the annotation of a GenBank genome assembly. Lineage: Eukaryota; Dinophyceae; Suessiales; Symbiodiniaceae.
CAAUCAGUUCCGAAAACCUUCGACUGCGUGUGAUCACCAUGGCACGGCCCCUGCCGGUGCUGCCGGGUGGCCACCAGUUGGAGCUGCGCCGGGUGGAGGUGACACAGCUGCCGGAGUGCGCCGAACUGGAAGCGGCCUCAUAUCCCGAGGAUGAGGCGGCCUCCCCAGAGAGUAUGGCACAGCGGCAGCGCGUGGCGGGGGACUUCUUUUGGGCACUGAUGGAUUCCAAGAGCUCCAGCUUGCUGGGCUUUGUGAAUGGCACUUGCAUCAAUGGCACUACCUUGACGGAAGAGGCCAUGGAGACUCAUCAGCCUGGAGGGCGCCUUCUUUGCAUUCACUCGGUGGUGGUGAAAGAGGCACAUCGACGCAAAGGGCUGGCCUUAGCAAUGUUGCAGGAGUAUCUUCGGGCUGUGGCUGCAUUGCAAGGCGGAGCAAGCACGCGGCCGGAGGCGUGCGCUUUGAUUGCCAAGGGUCGGCUCUUGUCAUUGUACAUG